Ogataea haglerorum is the source of this 3225-nucleotide messenger RNA. RefSeq lists its product as uncharacterized. Bases 1 to 3225 code for a protein of 1074 amino acids. The record is from RefSeq and is a predicted model, not a curated record. Gene Ontology annotation, molecular function: protein kinase activity; ATP binding. Gene Ontology annotation, biological process: protein phosphorylation. NCBI's taxonomy places the organism in Eukaryota, Fungi, Ascomycota, Pichiomycetes, Pichiales, Pichiaceae. The transcript has a single exon.
AUGCAGCAGGAUAACCCGUUGAGUCCCAAGAAGCUUUUCAAUAUUCAGCAAACGCAAUAUCAACUGAAUGAUGCGAUCAAUCAUAAUUCCUCAAUGAUGAACUCAACCGGGUUUCCUUUGAAUACCAAAAAACGGACACUCUAUUCGCCUUCGAGCGAUUUCUCAACGAUUAAACAGACAGAAAGACCGAAAUCUUCAAUAGGCAACACUGAGAGCCCGUUGAACAGAAGUAACCGUGAAUCACCUCUGAAGACCCUUAAAAACCCUUCACCCCCGUUUGCAACGAAAAAGGCAGCUCUGCGAAGAAGCGCUGGCGUUUUGAACUUAUCCAUCGAGACCAGCCCUCGAAAACAACUACAGAAAGAGCAUGAAAUCACCAAAUCCAUAAGUGAUUUGGACUUUGGGACUGAUGUCACUAGUCCUUCGGGAAAUGUUAAGGUUUCAGAAGGCGCCAUAGAUUCGCGACAGAAAGAACCUAGACUUUCUCUAAGUGAACGCAAACUCGAACAGCUUGAAAACUUCAGGAUUACAGUAGGGGGACACCAAUUCACGAACUCACCAUCUCCAUUUUUGAACCCAUCAGUGGUCAAAAGGGUGACCGCCUCUUCCCGUUUCAAAAAAAUAUUCAACAACAAUCACAUUAACGACGUAACUGACUCUCUCAUGUGUGACACGGCCAAUAAGCCUUCGAUGGAUAAGAUAAUCAGUCCUAUUAGUCUCGACGUUAAAACUGCUGCUCCUAAAGCUACAAAGGGUUCUCCCGCAGGUUCGCUGUCAAAACCUGACAAGAUUGAGUACGAGGCCAAAAAACCUGACGCGCUUCAGGUACACUUCACUCCAAGGAACACCGAUGGAUUUGUGACACCUGCGUCUUUUAAAUCCGUGAAACCGCUACAGACAGCAUUCAAUUCUACUGGAUUACAAAGCAAAAAGUCCAUCAACUUGGCCACUAAAUUAAAAACCAUGCCCGAAACGCCUUGUAAAAAGCCACCUCUGAGUACUCUCAAUGUUAAUGGGUCGAUUGAAAGGACAGCCGCUAAUAGCUCGUUUGGAUCAUCCAAUGCAUCAACUUUAUUAAAUUAUUCUGCCCACACAAUGGCGACUUCGUCAGCAUCCAAAUCGACAAGAAGCGGGAGUAGCCCAUCGGAAAUCAUAUCCCCAAACUCUUCAAAUAUGACGCCAAUCUCAAUCGACGGUAUUACUAGAGCUCCUCGAAGUAGUGGUGGUUCGAAUGGAAAUGGUCGCCCGUUGUCAAGAAGCCAAAAGGCAAUAAACACAUCGGAUCUGGAAAGCUGUAUUUUGAGAUUCACCAACGAGUUUGAUGAUUUAUAUGAUGAUGAAAGUCAUCACAGUACAAGCAUUUUUCGAGAUGCGAGUGAAACACCCGCCCAUUCACCAGCCACUCGAACUGGUAAGGCUUCUCCUAAUAGCUGCCGGAGGCCGUUGCAAGACUUGAAUAAUAGGAGUAAGGCUUUUAACGAGUGUGAAACUCAGCAAAAUCAUCAUAAGGGACAAGCCUUAUUCAACGGACACAAACUGGAUGAUGCAUCAUCCCAUGAAGAUUUUAUGGAUGAGGACCUUGAUUUAGAGAAUAUUGACGAAAUGAAUUUUGAUGGCUUUUCUGAGUUUGAGUCGCUGGAGAAUCUACCUCCAACUCCUACUCGUUUGGGUGCAACACACAAUCAACAUGGAAACAGAGGACCACACAAUUACCUCGAUGGAAGCACACCUACGAAGCACAACUCAAGCUGGAACUCUUCUCACUCUCAACGCCCGACACAUAACAUGUUCAGUUCAGGAAAAACGGGAGAACGAAUGAAUAUGGGUCCUCCAAAAAUAUCCUCGAUGACUGGCCAUAGCCCCAAAACUCCUGUUGAUCCAUCAUUUACACAAACAUUUCAGAAUACACGAAACUCGGACUCGCAUGGUGAUUUAACGUUGGAUAGUUCAUCCACAUUCUCACUUCCAAGCCAUAGAUCUCACAAUCAAUCACUACCUUUUGAGCAAUCGUUGGAGAAAAAAGACCAAAUCGACUACCAUCUGAUGUCAAAAUUUGGAAAUUGUAGUUUGAUAGGGUCCGGUGAAUUCUCUGUGGUGUACGAAAUACAGUACGAAGGUAUUAAAUAUGCAGUCAAGAGAACAAAGAAUCCUUUGGGAGGACCGAAAACUAGAUUGCGCAAAUUAGAAGAAGUUGAAAUACUGAAGACCCUUCAAGCGAAGUUCAGGUCUUUCUCAAUGGAAGCAGAUGACGAGAACCUUGCGGAUACAGGCGACAACCACGAAAAUAUUUUAAACCUCAUUAAUUAUUGGGAACACAAUUCAUUUCUAUACAUAAUGACCGAUUGCUGCGAAAAUGGAUCGCUGGACAAGUUUUUGGUAGAGAAUGGAAAAGUGUCAAAGCUAGAUGAGUGGAGAGUAUGGAAAAUUUUGAACGAAAUAUUGAUGGGAUUGAAGUUUAUCCAUAAAUGUGGUAUAUUGCACCUUGACCUGAAACCUGCGAAUAUAUUUAUCACUUUUGAGGGAUCUCUGAAGAUUGGGGAUUUUGGUGUUGCUUCCAAACUUCCUAUCCCCCCCUAUUUUGACCGUGAAGGAGACCGCGAGUAUAUUGCCCCAGAAGUGAUUUCAAAACACAUAUAUGGGAAACCAGCGGAUAUAUUCUCAUGUGGUCUUAUCAUGGUUGAAAUAGCGGCCAAUAUAGUCUUACCAGACAACGGGACAUCAUGGCAAAAGCUGAGAUCUGGCGACUUAACAGAUGCAGGGAAAUUGUCGUCUAGUGACUUGACCGACUUAGAAGGAUCAAUUUUUUCUAGCACAAACACUUACUCAUCAACUCUUACGAAUACAACAGUUACGACUGGCAUAUCAGCAUCCCCUACGGAAAUGACUAAAGCGAAUCACUUGAAAAAAAUGAGAGUUCCUAGUUGGGCACCAUCUUGGUUUUGUGAUGGUAGCUCAGCCCUUGAUAAAUUGGUGACGUGGAUGAUCGAUCCAAAUCCUUCAAAUAGACCAACUGCGGAAGAGAUUUUGAGAAGCUACGAAUGCACCGUGGUAGAAUCAAGGAGAAAAAGUGGUGCAACAAUAUAUGAAGGGGAUUUUGGGCCCCAGCCUGAUCAUGAAGAUCUACUUUUAGAGAAGGAAGUGACGACUUCAACUUCCACCUAUAAAAUUGCUAACUUAUGUGGCAAGUGGAACAGAAAGUCCCCGAUCGAUAUGAUCUUGGAAUGA